This is a messenger RNA of Aspergillus affinis, 567 nucleotides long. RefSeq lists its product as uncharacterized. The transcript has a single exon. Bases 1 to 567 code for a protein of 188 amino acids. The record is from RefSeq and is a predicted model, not a curated record. NCBI's taxonomy places the organism in Eukaryota, Fungi, Ascomycota, Eurotiomycetes, Eurotiales, Aspergillaceae.
AUGACUGGCCAGAAAUCAGAGCAACAGAUAACAAAAGUCAGAACACCCCCGCAUACACGAAAAGAGUACUUUGGUUCCUUCCACCAGAUCCCUGUCCUCCUGUGCAGGAUACAACUAUCACAGGUCCACCCCCGAGGCAUGAACGUCAUCAUUCGCAGUGAAGUCAAGUUGACCGGUAAUGGCAGAUCCAUCCGCCCACUGCCCCUUGAUCAGGAUGCGUUUCGAAAACAGCACCGUAGCAUGAUACGCCGGCGCCAGUAUUUCGGUGGUGACCUCUUUCUCACUGUACUCGGUGUAUGUAGAGGAAGUGGUGUGGGUGAAUUGGUAGUUCAGUUUGAUUCCCAAUUUACGCCGACGCCACCGCUAGCCGAAAUCUCGAUACCAGUGCUAUGGGCUAGCUCGGUUGACUCCCCAGUGGUGACACCGGUCCUGAGCGUUUUGGACCUCCUGAUCUGCCCGGCAGUCCCGUUGGUCCAGGAGCCUUCGACGCGCCAGACAAUCGCUCUGCUGGCUGUGCAGAAAGGCUUGCUGAUGAGUCGGAGGCUCCGUGCGUCUGUUUCAUCGUAG